Messenger RNA from Cyprinus carpio (common carp), 779 nucleotides. RefSeq names its product pseudouridine-5'-phosphate glycosidase-like. The transcript has 3 exons. The coding region runs from base 37 to 453 and encodes 138 amino acids. NCBI's taxonomy places the organism in Eukaryota, Metazoa, Chordata, Actinopteri, Cypriniformes, Cyprinidae. The record is from RefSeq and is a predicted model, not a curated record.
UUCAGACACGUGAGAACCAAUUCAAACUUGGUGAGUAUGUCUUGGGUCACCAAAUUUGGUACAGUGUUGUUUGGUUCAACUAUUCCAUAUUUCUCUUACAGACAUCCUGAUGUGAAAGAGGCUUUAGCAGGUCAGAGGCCAGUUGUGGCUUUGGAAAGCACUAUUAUCACACAAGGAAUGCCUUAUCUUCACAAUCUCAGCACAGUAAAGGAAGUGGAGGUGAUUGUGAGGGCUGAGGGUGCAGUCCCAGCAACCACUGGGAUUCUUGAGGGCAGGAUUCAUGUGGGCCUUUCUGGCACAAAGCAAAACAUAACUAAAAGUGUCCAGAAGAGAUCUACCUUAUGUCAUCAGCAAGGGUUUGUCGGGUGGCACAACUGUCUCCGGCACAAUGAUUGUGGCUCACAGGGCUGGGAUUCCUGUCUUUGUAACCGGAGGCAUUGGAGGAGUACAUAGAGAUGGAGAAAACUGAACGUUUAUUUUCAAAAUUGUCCAUAUUUCCAUGUGAAAUGUAUACUGGAGUGUAUUUAAUGACCAAUAUAAUAUCUCUUGUAGCCCUGCAUGUGAGCUCAGACCUCACUGAACUGGCUCGAACACUGCUGUUGGGUCUGCUGGGGUGAAAUCCAUCCUAGAUAUCGGUCGCACUGUUGAGUUUUUUGUAAGUGCUCGAACCCAGUUACCAUUUUGUAAGUCUGCAUGUGAACACCACUGGGUGAAAUUGUGAAGAUAUGUAUUGUAAUUGAAAUCUACAAGCGCAAAUAAAUAAUGUGUAAUAAAAUAAA